AUGGGUUUUCCAUCCAUCCUCCCCCCCUCUUUUCCUUCCUUCCUUCCUUCCCUCCCUCCACUUCCUUCCUUCCUUUUUUUCUUUCUCCAUUCCUUCUUUCUUCCUAACCAUUCAUCAUUCUCUGUUACCAUGGGCCUUUCUUUCUCUCUUUGUAACAUUCAUCUCUCUCUAUUACUAUCGGUUUUCUUUCUUUCUUUCUUUCUUUCUUUCUUUCUUUGCAACAUAUCUCUCUCUCUCUCUCUCUCUGUUACGAUGGCCCUUUUAUUCUUUUUCUUUCUUUGUAACCAUUCAUCUUUCUCUAUUACUAUGGGUUUAUUAUUGCAGGUCUUUUCUUUCUUUCUUUCUUUCUUUCUUUCUUUCUUUCUUGUUUUUAUUUCGUUUUUUUUUUUUGCAUCUUUUCUUUUUAUUCUUUCUUUUCUUAUCCAUUUUUUUUCUUUUUUCUUCUCUCUCUUCCAUUUAUAUUUUCCCCUUUUUUGUACUUCUUUCUUUAUUUCAGUUUUCCAUUCUUUCCCUUCAGCCUUUCUUGAUUGA
Messenger RNA from Acanthosepion pharaonis, 531 nucleotides. Lineage: Eukaryota; Metazoa; Mollusca; Cephalopoda; Sepiida; Sepiidae. The record is from the annotation of a GenBank genome assembly.